AUGCGAUCCGUCUCGAGCACGAGCACCCUGGAUAUGAAGCCUAUGCAUCGUGCAUGGAUCAAGCCCCCCUAUAUCGCGCCAUUCUUCUUCUCCUUGGGUAGUUACUCGUUACAUGGAGAAAUUCAUCGAGAAACCCUUGAAGUUGCAUAUGAACUACGAAUGCGGGUCGGGAACAUGCGACUAUCUGGUCAUUUGGCUGUUGGUAGUGGUAAUCUCAAAUCUGGCCUUGAAACAUUAAACUGGGACGCAAAAGCCGCCACGGGAUCACUCAGGCUGUUUAUUGAGCAGGAAGACGAGCUUUGGAUUGAGAUUUGUUCAGAAUCCAAGGCCCAUGGCUUCAUUGCCGCUGAAGAUGUUGGAGCGGCGAAUGGCAAGUACAUGAUUGGAAACAUUGAGAUUUGGGAUGAUUAA
Messenger RNA from Rhizoctonia solani, 411 nucleotides. RefSeq lists its product as uncharacterized. Bases 1 to 411 code for a protein of 136 amino acids. The record is from RefSeq and is a predicted model, not a curated record. The transcript has 3 exons. NCBI's taxonomy places the organism in Eukaryota, Fungi, Basidiomycota, Agaricomycetes, Cantharellales, Ceratobasidiaceae.